UCGCGCACGUCUCCUUGCCCAGUUGCCCCCCUUCUUCCUCCACGCCCGAACUUCCCAGAGCCUACUGAAGAGCACCAAAACCCUAGGCAUGCAGAAGCAGACGGGCAAGUCCGGUGGAAGCGGCGGGUCCACGUCAGCAAAGCGCGGCCGUCCGUUCGGAAGCACCACCGGCGGCGGGGCUGCCGCCGCAGCGGCGGCGGCCAUCGGCGAUCCUGCGGCGCCGGCCGCCCUCGUUGGGCCCUCCCUCCAGGUCCUAACUGCCCUAUCUGAUCAGAACAAUAAAAGAAUUGUCCUUGCAUUGCAAAGUGGUUUGAAGAGUGAGAUACUGUGGGCACUGAAUGCCCUCACAGUACUCUCAUUUAAGGAGAAGGAUGAUCUUCGAAGGGAUACAACACCUCUUGCUAAAGUUCCUGGUCUCUUGGAUGCUCUCCUUCAAGUUAUUGAUGAUUGGCGAGAUAUUGCAAUGCCCAAGGACCAUACGAAGCCACCAAGAGUAAGAACUUUGGGUGUCAAUACAACACUCUCGGGCUUUGGUCUUGAAAACAUUGGAAAAGUCUACUCGGACACCGCUACUCCUUCAAAUGAUGAAUCAAAGAAAGAGGAUUCCACCAUCACGAAGAAGAGAUCUGCAGGAUUUUUGUUGGAUGAAGAGGGUCUGUUUAAUAUGGAUGAUGAAGGACGGACAGAAAGGCAGCAAUGUGCUGUCGCAGCCUCCAAUAUAAUCCGCAAUUUCUCUUUCAUGCCAGAAAAUGAGACUAUCAUGGUUCAACAUAGACAUUGCUUGGAGACUAUAUUUCAGUGCUUAGAAGACCAAAAUACUGAAGACGAUGAGCUUAUAACAAACAUGCUGGAAACCCUAGUCAAUUUAGCACCUGUGCUGGACCUGAGAAUCUUCAGCUCAUCAAAGCCAUCAUUUAUUCAAAUGACUGAGAAAAGUGCAGUUCAUGCCAUAAUGGGCAUGCUUGCGUCUUCAGUAAAGGCGUGGCAUUGUGCUGCUGCUGAAUUGAUUGGACGGUUGAUAAUCAAUCCAGACAAUGAAUCUUUUCUUCUUCCUGUGAUUUCACAGAUAUACAAGAGGCUAGUUGAUCUCUUAAGUGUGCCAGCAUUUGAUGCACAAGCUGCUGCUGUCAGUGCACUCUACAAUGUAUCGGAAGUGAAUAUGGAUUGUAGGCUGAAGCUUGCAUGUGAACGAUGGGCUAUCGAUAGACUCCUCAAGAUCGUUAAGGCACCACACCCUGUGCCUGAGGUUUGCAGGAAAGCAACAGUGAUACUGGAGAGCCUUGUCUCCGAGCCUCAAAACAAGAUGCACCUUCUCGUUCAUGAGAAUACCUUUGCUGAGAUCCUGACGACAGAAGGGAAAUACUCGGACACGUUUGCUCGGAUUCUAUAUGAGCUGACCGCUAGGCCGAGCAACAAAGUGACAUCUGGGCAAGCUAUCUGGGGAAACAUAAACUGAUGCAUGUGCUGACCCUAAAAAGUUGUUGUUUGAACUUUGUGAUGUGGACACUGGAUGUAAUCUAGGUACUACUUGUGUGUUAAAAGGCAGUUGAUGUAUUUAGCUCCCUGAUAUGUUGUGUAAGAACUUCGUUGGGAUGCUGAAGCUUGGAACUAUUAUUAUUUUAGAGAUAAAUUCUGGAACUGUUGGUAGAACUUA
This is a messenger RNA of Brachypodium distachyon (stiff brome), 1654 nucleotides long. Its product is annotated as armadillo repeat-containing protein LFR. Gene Ontology annotation, molecular function: nucleosome binding. The coding region runs from base 89 to 1456 and encodes 455 amino acids. The transcript is spliced from 8 exons. Gene Ontology annotation, cellular component: brahma complex; SWI/SNF complex; nucleoplasm. NCBI's taxonomy places the organism in Eukaryota, Viridiplantae, Streptophyta, Magnoliopsida, Poales, Poaceae. Gene Ontology annotation, biological process: regulation of transcription by RNA polymerase II; positive regulation of DNA-templated transcription; chromatin remodeling. The record is from RefSeq and is a predicted model, not a curated record.